GCCGAAAUGCGUAUAUAAGCCACACGGACAGUCGGAAUCAGCACACUCAACGGUCCACCAGCCAGCAGCACCAACAUCAUGGCAUUCAAGUUCGUCGUCCUCGCCGCCCUGGUGGCCGUGGCCCAGGCCGGUCUCCUCCCUGCCGCCCCCCUGGCCUACUCAUCCCCCGUCCUGGCCAAGACCGUCGUCGACACCGACUUCGACCCCAACCCCAGCUACAGCUACGCCUACGACAUCCAGGAUGGUCUGACCGGCGACUCCAAGAACCAGCACGAGUCCCGCCAGGGUGAUGUCGUCCAGGGCCAGUACUCCCUGAACGAUGCUGACGGCACCCGCCGCAUCGUCGACUACACCGCCGACCCCGUCAACGGCUUCAACGCCGUGGUCCGCAAGGAGCCCCUCGCCGUCGCCGCCCCCGUCGUCGCCAAGGCCAUCGCCCCCGCUCCCCUGGCCUACUCUGCCCCCCUGAGCUACGCCGCCCCCAUCGCCAAGACCAUCGCCCCCGCUCCCCUGGCUUACUCUGCCCCUCUGAGCUACGCCGCCCCCAUCGCCAAGACCAUCGCCCCCGCCCCCCUGGCCUACUCUGCCCCCCUGAGCUACGCCGCCCCCAUCGCUAAGGCCUACGCCCCCGCUCCUCUGGCCUACUCCGCCCCCAUCGCCCACGCCGCCCCCAUCGGCUUCGCCGCCCACACCACCUUCUCCACCCCCUACGCCGCGUACGCGUACUAGAGUGGAUGAAAAAGACUGACUUGAGCCGUUGAGCUUGUAAAUGUACAAAUAAAAAAGAAAAAACAACUAA
Thrips palmi is the source of this 799-nucleotide messenger RNA. RefSeq names its product cuticle protein 21-like. The record is from RefSeq and is a predicted model, not a curated record. The transcript has 2 exons. Gene Ontology annotation, cellular component: extracellular matrix. NCBI's taxonomy places the organism in Eukaryota, Metazoa, Arthropoda, Insecta, Thysanoptera, Thripidae. The coding region runs from base 79 to 729 and encodes 216 amino acids.